Molecule: messenger RNA, 1028 nt
Organism: Cucumis sativus (cucumber)
Lineage: Eukaryota; Viridiplantae; Streptophyta; Magnoliopsida; Cucurbitales; Cucurbitaceae
Exons: 3
Coding region: 148-795 (215 amino acids)
Source: RefSeq, a predicted model, not a curated record
CUGCCUGUUGACAAUAUUUCCGAUUUCAACAUCUCUUUUGGUUCCCGAUCGAUUUCUAAUUAAACCGCCGUUACCCAGAUCCUAUUUCUUCCUAUCUCCACCGUCUGAACUUUACUCUUUUCUUUCUCUAGUCUCAAGUUGUCAACCAUGGCAACCUCAACGUCAUCAUCGACAUCAACCGCAUCAAAGAGUUGGAUUAGGAAUCUUUCUUCAAUUGCAUCUCGCGUCUAUUUCUUACUUAUCAUACUUCAGAUCCCGCUCUUCAGGAUCUCAUGCAGAUCUGGCAUGUGUACGAGCCCUUUGCACGUAACUUCAUCCCAGUUGAUUGCAAGUGAAGUAUUUCCUGCACCUGUAGUUAAGGCACUUCUCUAUCCUGGAGCAGUUGUGAAUGGGCUUGUCAUGAACUUGACAGUUCCUAGCUGGAGUAAUUUGUUCGACAUCUAUAAUUUGACUAACAUUAAGGAAGCCUCUGCUGUCACUGAUCUUCAGCGCUUGGAGGUUCUUGCGGGAAGCUAUUUCUCAGUGGCGGGAGCAUUUGUUGGUCUUUUGAAGCCCGGGAGGAUGAGCAUGUUUGGAACUCUUUUGGUAAUUUGGGGUCUUGUUAAGGAAGGAAUCCUGGGAAAACCUGUGAACACAGAUCCUGUAAAAGCUGUUUAUGUUUAUCCUACAAUGAUUCUCGCUGUGAUCUGUGCUUUCUCAUCGGUUAAGUAUGAUGUGAAGAAGGUUGCUAGAGGUGCCCCUGCUCGACCAAUUGCAAAGCCGCUUCAAAGCUCAUCAAAAUCUAAGCUCAAGUGAGUCCAAUUAUAAUUUCCUUAGCUUCUAUGGGUUUUUGUUUUUUGUUCUCACUCCUGAGUCCUGCCACUUCCAAACAUCAUUUUAUGCAUAUCCCAAUAUUCAUUUUGUGGAUCGAUUAGUUGUGCCGUGGGUUUGAUAUACAAAUUUCUUCUCAGAUAGUUCUUUCCACCACCACUAUCUCACUUUUCCAGCUUCAAUUGCUAGAACUGCAUAUAUUAUAUUUGGUUCAAUUA